AUGAACCUGGCGGACACCUUUGUGGGCACGGUGCCAGCGGCGACAGGGCCACCAGCGGCUGUGUACGAAUCAUGGACCACGCAAGGUUUCAGAUUUUGCGUGCUUGAAAGAAGUCCUUGCGGCAACAAAGUGGCACUGCUCAAAACUGCUUUCGGCAAGCGAGGGCGUGCGGUACCGUUCGAGGAGAUUCACGUGGAUGGUGGUUGGGUUGGUGCUACCGAAGACUGGAUUCGCUUUCGAACCUGGCAAUCGCAGCCGCAAGCGACACGAAAACUGUUGUGA
This is a messenger RNA of Exophiala xenobiotica, 282 nucleotides long. RefSeq lists its product as uncharacterized. The record is from RefSeq and is a predicted model, not a curated record. Bases 1 to 282 code for a protein of 93 amino acids. Lineage: Eukaryota; Fungi; Ascomycota; Eurotiomycetes; Chaetothyriales; Herpotrichiellaceae. The transcript has a single exon.